ACUUUGCAAUUGAGUAAGCGCGUAUGUGAAUUGAUACAAGCCUAGCUUUAAUUAUACUGUAUCAUCCACUGAAGUCCGGGUUCCGUGAUGUCAGUUCAGCGAGAUUCGUUGUAAAAGAUGCGAGCAGCGUUGCGGCUGGCAAUAGUGGCGAUCCCGAUGGGGGUGCUGCUGUCCCGUACCAUGGCGUGGAUGUCCAGUGGCAAAACACACCAGGAGCUCAUAACCAGGCUCAGGGAGCAUGGCGUCAUCCACAGCGACAGAGUGUUCAGUGCCAUGCUGGCCACAGACAGAGCGAUCUACUCCAGGGAUUAUCCAUAUGCAGACUCUCCUCAGUCCAUAGGCUUCAGAGCCACCAUCAGUGCACCACACAUGCACGCCCACGCUCUGGAGCUAUUGAGUGACAAACUCACAGAAGGGGCAUCGGCCCUGGACGUGGGCUCAGGAAGUGGCUAUCUCACCGCCUGCUUUGCAAGAAUGACAGGAAGCUAUGGGAGAGUAGUGGGAGUUGACCACAUCGACGAACUGGUUCAAAGUUCAAUCAGAAACAUCCAAGCUGACGACCCGGAACUUAUUGCCUCAGGACGCAUCAAACUUGUGGUGGGAGAUGGAAGGCUCGGGUACCCAGAGGGAGCCCCUUAUGAUGCCAUUCAUGUUGGUGCAGCUGCGGCUACUGUUCCUAAGGCCCUCCUGGAGCAGCUGAAGCCAGGUGGGCGCUUGGUGCUGCCAGUCGGCCCCAGUGGUGGCAGUCAGGUGCUGGAACAGUACGACCGUCAGAGUAACGGCACCUUCCUCAAAAGAGCUUUAAUGGGAGUGGUUUACGUCCCCCUGACAGACAAGAGACGACAGUGGCCGGGAAGCGAGCUCUGACUGCAGUGUGGUUGCCCCACCCCUGCAGUAGGUGGAAUUGGUGCUGCAUGUCUUCAGUUCUUUGCUGGCUUCCCCAGAAACUUAUGUUCACUUUUUCUUGCAGAACUGUCACCUAACUCGACAUGCACAAGGAGCAUCUUGUAUUGUUUUCCUCACCUCAUUGUCUUUCGAGAGCAUAAUACCAAAUUGAAACAGUGAUCAUUUGGCUUGAAAAGGGUGUGAAAGUAGAAUUCAUUGGAAAAUUAAUUUGUUCUAACCAGUGUGAAUUUUCAACUUUGCACUUCAAAGUGUGUUUUGUAUGAAUGCUAGUGGGAAAGCCAAAGUUUUGGUCUGAAUCGUGUAAGCUUGUUUGCAUUUUUUAUCCAGUCAAAGUUAAGGGAAAACACACCAAAGCCGUGUGUGUGUGUGUGUGUGUGUGUGUGUGUGUGUGUGUGUGUGUGUGUGUGUGUGUGUGUGUGUGUGUGUGUGUACAUUUCUGUUCUAUCAUGCUACAAUACUUUGAAGAACAUGAUGUAUUGUGCCAAAACAUGCAUCGGUAUGAAUUUUCACAAGCAUAUCAAAAUACUCAUUAUAUUGUCACUGAACCUUAGUUUUAUAGGUUACAUAAGCUAUGAAUAGAUAAUAAAUUAUAUUAGAGAAAACCUUUUUCUUAUGGGGUUUUUUCCCAACCUUUGGUGUGACUGAGUACAGUACUUUAGUUCCACAAGUUGAAAUGAAAGUUUGAUAAUUAAAUAUUACUACA
Molecule: messenger RNA, 1609 nt
Organism: Hippocampus comes (tiger tail seahorse)
Lineage: Eukaryota; Metazoa; Chordata; Actinopteri; Syngnathiformes; Syngnathidae
Gene: pcmtl
Product: l-isoaspartyl protein carboxyl methyltransferase, like
Exons: 9
Coding region: 118-867 (249 amino acids)
Biological process (GO): protein modification process
Cellular component (GO): cytoplasm
Molecular function (GO): protein-L-isoaspartate (D-aspartate) O-methyltransferase activity
Source: RefSeq, a predicted model, not a curated record